AAUGAUAGCAGAAGCAUGCCUCACAGGGUUGGCAAUGUGCACCUUGGUGUUGGAUGUGACAAUUGUGGAGCAGAACCGAUUCGAGGUAACAGGUAUAGCUGCAUGGACUGUGCGGUGGGUUACGAUCUUUGUGAAGACUGCCAUUCAAAGGGGUCAACAUGCGGGGGGCGAUUUAACCAGCAACACCUGCCUGGCCAUAGAAUGGAAGCUAACAAUACACUGCUCCUGAAAAAUGUUAUGGACUACAACAGUAUCACAGAUAAUGAGCUAUGGAACGACAAUGAGCAGCCUCAGCCAGGGGGUGAGGAGCAUGAUGAGGAUAAUGGGGUGGAGGAAUAUGCGGAAGAUGAGGAAUAUGAGGAAGAUGAGGAGGAUGUUGAGGAUGUCGAUGAGGAACGUACAACCUGCAGAAUUGUGUAACUGCGGCUCAUGUUGAAUCGUGAUGCCAUAUACUCAUGUUGAAUUCUUAAGUGAUUAUCGCUUCACUAAGAGUUGCUUUGUAACCAAACAAUUAGGGAUUUUAGUCUGAUUAAUGGAUACAACAUAAUCUGGUAACUAAACUAGCUGAAAGUACCCUGUC
Messenger RNA from Triticum aestivum (bread wheat), 580 nucleotides. Its product is annotated as E3 ubiquitin-protein ligase PRT1-like. Lineage: Eukaryota; Viridiplantae; Streptophyta; Magnoliopsida; Poales; Poaceae. The transcript has 2 exons. Gene Ontology annotation, molecular function: ubiquitin protein ligase activity; zinc ion binding. Gene Ontology annotation, biological process: proteasome-mediated ubiquitin-dependent protein catabolic process. The record is from RefSeq and is a predicted model, not a curated record. The coding region runs from base 16 to 420 and encodes 134 amino acids.